This is a messenger RNA of Merops nubicus (carmine bee-eater), 1113 nucleotides long. Its product is annotated as glutamate receptor-interacting protein 1-like. Gene Ontology annotation, biological process: neurotransmitter receptor transport, endosome to postsynaptic membrane. Lineage: Eukaryota; Metazoa; Chordata; Aves; Coraciiformes; Meropidae. Gene Ontology annotation, molecular function: nuclear glucocorticoid receptor binding. The transcript is spliced from 8 exons. The annotation marks the transcript as partial. The record is from RefSeq and is a predicted model, not a curated record.
UGUCUUUAGCCUCUAGCACUGUUGGUUUGGCUGGGCAGGUCGUCCACACAGAAACCACAGAAGUAGUGCUGACAGCUGACCCCAUAGUAGGGUUUGGGAUACAGCUCCAGGGUAGCGUGUUUGCUACUGAGACCUUGUCUUCUCCACCUCUCAUUUCCUAUAUUGAGUCUGACAGUCCGGCGGAAAGGUGUGGGGUGCUGCAAAUAGGAGACAGAAUAGUAGCAAUAAACGGUAUCCCGACGGAAGACAGCACAUUUGAUGAGGCCAAUCAACUGCUCAGAGACUCCUCUAUCACCAACAAGGUCACUUUGGAAAUAGAAUUUGAUGUUGCAGAAUCAGUUAUACCGAGCAGUGGAACUUUUCAUGUAAAGCUACCAAAGAAGCAUAACGUGGAACUUGGCAUCACCAUAAGUUCUCCAUCCAGUAGAAAACCAGGCGACCCUCUGGUUAUAUCUGAUAUCAAGAAAGGAAGUGUUGCUCACAGAACUGGGACACUUGAACUGGGUGAUAAGUUGCUUGCAAUAGAUAACAUUCGACUUGACAAUUGCUCAAUGGAAGACGCUGUCCAGAUCCUUCAACACUGUGAAGACCUUGUGAAGUUGAAGAUCCGCAAAGAUGAAGAUAAUUCAGAUGAACAGGAGAGCUCUGGAGCAAUUAUUUACACAGUAGAGCUCAAGCGCUAUGGUGGGCCUCUUGGAAUUACAAUCUCUGGUACUGAAGAGCCCUUUGAUCCCAUAAUCAUUUCCAGCCUUACAAAAGGAGGAUUAGCUGAAAGGACUGGGGCUAUUCACAUAGGAGACAGAAUCCUAGCAAUAAAUAGCAGCAGCCUGAAAGGAAAACCUUUGAGUGAAGCCAUUCAUUUAUUACAGAUGGCAGGAGAAACUGUCACCUUGAAAAUUAAGAAGCAGACAGAUGGUGAGUAUGCUACCAGUCCCAAGAAAUUUUCUGUUUCUGUGGGUCACAUAAGUGAACUGAGUGAUGCUGAAGAUGAAACCUCUGCUGCACAGAAAUCUGGCAAACUCUCAGACAUCUAUUCCGCUACAGUCCCAAGCGUUGACAGCGCAGUAGAGUCGUGGGAUGGCUCUGGUGUUGAUACCAGCUUUGGAAAUCAAG